Messenger RNA from Tupaia belangeri chinensis (Chinese tree shrew), 4056 nucleotides. It is a transcript of the gene EVC, whose product is annotated as EvC ciliary complex subunit 1. The record is from RefSeq and is a predicted model, not a curated record. Gene Ontology annotation, cellular component: plasma membrane protein complex; ciliary membrane. Lineage: Eukaryota; Metazoa; Chordata; Mammalia; Scandentia; Tupaiidae. Bases 1 to 2880 code for a protein of 959 amino acids. Gene Ontology annotation, biological process: smoothened signaling pathway. The transcript is spliced from 23 exons.
AUGCGGCCGGCGGGCCGCCUGAUUGCCCCGGAUGACCCGCGCGACGGCGACCUGCGCCGCCUGCGCCCGCGGCACCAGAAGGACGACACUCAAGGUCUGCUCAAGCAUUUGGAGUCAAAUGUACAGACUCCCUCGGAGACUGGCUCCCCAUCGAGGAGGAGGAAGAAAGGAGUGCAGCCGUCCAGGGACGAGGAGGCUGUGGACGAAUGUGAGCCGUCUUUCAACAACAACAUCACGGCGUUUGCACUGAAGGCUAAAGUCGUCUACCCCAUUAAUCAGAAGUUCCGGCCUUUGGCUGAUGGUUCCUCCAACCCGUCUCUGCACGAAAACUUAAGGCAACCUGUUUUGCCGCACCAGCCGGUAGAAGCCUCCCCUUCCAGCAGCCUGGGCAGCCUGAGCCAGGCGGAGAAGGAUGACUGCAGCUCCUCGUCCAGUAUCCACUCGGCCACUAGCGAUGACAGGUUCCUCAGCCGCGCCUUCCUCCGGGUGAACACUUUUCCUGAGGUGCUGGCCUGCGAGAGUGUAGACGUCGACCUGUGUAUCUAUUACCUUCACUUGAAAGAGCUGUUGCGACUGGACACAGCACUGAGGCGGGAAAAGCACAUGAUGUUUAUUCAGAUUUUUAAAAUGUGCCUCCACGAUCUUCUUCCUAAAAAGAAAUCUGACGAUGAAUUAUACCAGAAGAUUAUUUCAAAACAAGAAAACGAGUUGGAGGAAUUAGAGAAAGGACUUCAGGUCAGAUUGUCAAACACAGAAAUGCUGGGCGCUGCUGACUCUGCAUAUAUCACCCUGGCCGACGUGGAAAAGAAGGAGAGAGAAUACUCUGAACAGCUAAUAGACGAUAUGGAAGCUUUCUGGAAACAGAUGGAAAACAUCCAGCACUUUCUUGUGGACCAGUUUAAAUGUUCCAGCUCCAAAGCCCGACAGCUCAUGAUGACUUUGACAGAGAGAAUGAUUGCAGCUGAAGAGCUGUUGCGUGAUUCUCAGGAUUCGCAGUCUCUGGACACCCUGGAGAGAAUAAUGGGAUGGGCGCACAUGGCAAAGGCAGUCGAGUUCCUGAAGCUGCAGAUCCAGGAAGAGACCAAAUGCCGACUGGCUGCCAUAUCCCGCGGCCCGGAGCUGCUGACCAUUGAGGGGAGGCUGUCUGGGCGGCAGAAGGAGGAGCUGCUGACACAGCAGCACAAAGCAUUCUGGGAGGAGGCAGAGCACUUCAGCAGGGAGUUUGCCCAGCGAGGCAAAGACCUGGCCAAGGCUUCUUUGGCUCACCAGGCAGAGAGGACCGUGAAGCUCACACUGACCCAAGAAGAGGAGCGGAGACGCUUUCUGGCUGAGGCCAGGCUGAGCACCGACCCGGAAGGAUUCCUCAAGGCUUUUCACGAGGUCCUGGAGAGGCAGAGGCUGAUGCAGAGCGACCUGGAGGAGGAGGAGAAUGUCCGAACUGCCGAGGCAAUGGCCACACUCUGCCAGGAGCUGUACUGCAGCACCAUGGGUGCUUUCCAGAAGUUCAUGGAUGUCCUGUUCCAUCAGACACUCCCUGGUGCAACUGGCCUCCCACGGGCAGAGUGUGAGUACUUGAGGCAGGAGGUCCAGGAGAACGCCGCCCAGCAGCUGGGGCAAUCGGAUCGCUUCCGCAGACAGCAGUGGAGGCUCUUCCAGGACCGCCUGGAGGAAGACAAGCAGGUGUGGAUGGAAGAGUGUGCACUAUCCACUGUGCUGCAGACACACCUGUGGGAAGACCACAAGAGCACCGUCCAUGGAGUCUUGGGCCGUCUCGGCGGCCUCAGUGAAGAGUCCACACGGAGUGUCCUACAGGGACACGACCUGCUGCUGCACUCAGCCCUCCGGAGGCUGGCCCUUCGUGGCAGCGCUGUCACCACCCUGACCCAGAUGAGGCUUUCUGGGAAGAAGAGUCUCCUGCAGGAGCUGCGUGAGCAACACGCAUUGGAGCAGGGCUCCUCCCAGUGCCUGGAUGAGCACCAGUGGCAGCUGCUCAGAGCCCUGGAGGCUCGUGUCCUGGAGGAGGCUGGCAGGCUAGAGGAGGAGGCUCAGCAGACCCGGUUGCAGCUUCAGCAGCAGCUCCUGGCUGAGGCCCAGGAAGUCGGGCAGCUCCUGCAGCAGCUCACAGAGCGAGCUAUCGGGCAGGCGCUGCUGGGGAAUGCACGGAACACAGCCACCAAGAGCCGGGCCAAGGACAGGGAUGACUUUAAGAGGACGCUGAUGGACGUGGUGGUGGAGAGCGUCUAUGUGACCAGUGCUGGCGUCGGCCGCCUGGUGCAGGCGUACUACCAGCAACUCGGGAGGGCCAUGCAGGACCACGAGGAGAGGAAGCUGCAGCGACUGAAGGCCCUGCAAGGGGAAAGAAUGGAAAAUUACAAGCUGCGGAAGAAGCAAAAUGUCAGCGACCCUCCAUCAGGGCCCAGGAUGGCAGAUGGAGCUCAUGAAGUCUCCCAGCCUGUCCACCAGAGGGUGUUGUCGCAGCAGAAAAGGUUCCUGGCCCAGUUUGCCAUGCACCAGCAGGUCCGCCUGGAUGCUCAGAAGCAGAAGGCAAGGGUUAUGGACCACCUGGAGGCCCAACUGGAGACCCAGCUGCAGGACGCCGAGCAGAACUUCAUCUUCGAGCUGGCGGCCUUGGCCCGAGUGCCCCUUGCUGAAAGCAAACCAUUUUCCAAUAGGCGUGGGCUGCCAGAGAAGCCCCUCAGGACCAAAAGGAAGAAACCACCACCUCAGGAGAGAGGGGACCCAGGAACACCCAAUGAGGAUGACCCUGUCUCUGGGGACCACAACUCGGGAUCACCCAGCACCAAAAGGCUGAGUCAGCAAGAAAGUGAAGUUGGUGAUGGUGAGAACUCGAAGAUGCUGAAGAAAAGAGGCAAUCUGUAGUUUCAGACCCGUUAGGGGACCGGAUUUGAAGCCCUGACUCUGGGUGUGAACACUGCCUCCCUGUCCCUGAGCUGGGUAAGGGUCUCCGCACUGCCUCACAGGCUGCUCGUGAGAGGGGCUGGAGACGCGAUGUAAAGGGGCUCUGAAAAGCAUAAAUGAUGACGAGCACCCUACGGCCCGAGAGAGCCAGGAGCCCUGGUGCUGGAAGCACGUCUCUGCGAGUUUGGCAUCUCAUUCGGCUUCGAGCCCUUCCAAUUCCCAUGGGUCUCUUCCUUCCUCAGGAGGGUGCCCUCCUCCCCGGUCCUCUGUUCCCCAGCCCCUACCUCCGGCCCCGGGUCUUGAUGGUGCUGGAACCUGCAUCCCCUAGCUCGAGGUUGCCUCCUUACAGCUCGAGGCCCUCUACCCACCAGGCUCUCUGAAAUGCUGCCGGGUUGGGCUGGAGGGUGGAGCUCAGGCGCUGAUGAUGUUUUUCGGAUCUGAGGCCACUGUGGCCGUCGUCUCCGUCACCCUGUUCUCUCUCUCCCGUGCACCCUGGUCAUGCCUGCCAUGGCAUUCUCAUCAGGACCCAUCCCGGGUUUUGGUAUUUCCCCAUCCUUUGGCUCAACCAGCAACUGAGAGCUGGUCACCAUGGGAGCAUCUGAGUCCCCGGCCCCAUGACCCUGACACACACCGCAAAAUCCUUGGCCCACUGAGGCCUGAGGCCCACAGGCACAUAAUGGCACCUGUGAGGGCACAAGUAGUACAUAGUAGGAGGCCUCGCCCGGCCCCUGGGCUUCACUAAAGAGAAGUGUCCCAGGACACCUGCUUCUCCCAGUGGGUGCUGAACAUCCAGAAGCUUCCAGAUCAGCCACACAUAAACCACAGCCAAGAGAGCCCUUUCCUACCUGGAGAAAAAUUGUUCAUCAAAAUCGGGGAUUCUCAACUUGAGCACUGUGGACAUUUAGGUGAGCUGAUUCUUUGUGUGGGUGAGGGGCUGCCCUAGUUGACAACCAGAAAUGUCUCCGAACAUGGCCCAGCGUCACCGGGCACUACCCACUGACCUGAGUCAGGUGUGCCUUCUCCGGGGCAAGCCGAGGCGUGACAGCGCCAUAUCUCUGUGAACACCCAGGGUGCCGGGGCUCUGGGGCUCAGGGAUCCCCCAUCUUGGGGAGUUCCUUGGCCAUUUGUGAAGUUUUA